AUGGUGAAGAUGGCGUGUUGUGGGAGCUGCCUGUGCUGUCAGUGCUGCUGCAGAGAAGGAGAAACCAGAACGCCAGAGGAGCUGACAAUUUUGGGGGAGACCAGAGAAGAUGAAGAUGAAAUACUACCAAGGAAAGAUUAUGAGAGUUUGGAUUAUGACAGGUGUAUUAAUGAGCCCUACGUGGAGGUGUUGGAUGGGAUGGACAAUAAGAAAGCCAAACGGUACGAAGCUGUAAAGUGGAUGUUGGUGUUUGCCAUUGGAGUAUCCACAGGCCUGAUCGGCGUGUUUGUCGACUUCUUCGUGCGCCUCUUCACCCAGCUGAAGUUCCAACUGGUCGGAAAAUCUGUGGAGGAGUGCACUGGGAACGGCUGCCUUGCUUUGUCGUUGCUUGAGCUACUGGCGUUUAAUAUGCUGUUUGUCUUUAUCGCCAGCGUUCUCGUUCUGGUUGAGCCUGUGGCCGCCGGAUCGGGCAUACCAGAGAUUAAAAGUUACCUAAACGGGGUGAAGAUUCCCGGAAUCGUCCGACUCCGCACCUUCAUCUGUAAAGCCAUUGGGGUUCUGUUUGCUGUUUCGGGAGGUUUGUUCGUGGGCAAAGAGGGACCCAUGAUCCACAGUGGAGCUAUCAUAGGAGCCGGCCUUCCCCAGUUUCAGAGCAUCACCUUCAAGAAAAUCCGCUUUCAGUUUCCUUAUUUCCGUAGCGACAGAGAUAAACGAGAUUUUGUAUCAGCUGGAGCAGCAGCCGGAGUGGCAGCAGCAUUCGGCGCCCCCAUCGGAGGUACCCUCUUCAGUCUGGAGGAGGGGUCGUCCUUCUGGAACCAGGCUCUCACAUGGAAAGUGCUGUUCUGCUCCAUGUCUGCCACCUUCACACUCAACUUCUUUCGCUCUGGAAUCAACUUCAACAAAUGGGGUUCGUUUCAGCUCCCUGGUCUGCUCAAUUUUGGAGAAUUCAAGUGCACAGAUGGGGAUAAGAACUGUCACUUAUGGACUGCGGUGGACCUGGCCUUUUUCGUGCUGAUGGGGCUGGUGGGCGGCCUGCUCGGUGCCACGUUCAACUGCAUCAACAAGCGACUCGCCAAGUACCGCAUGAAGACUGUCCAUCCCAAAGCCAAAUUUAUUAGGGUGCUAGAGAGCAUGCUGGUGUGUACGGUGACCACUCUGGUGAUUUUCAUGGCUUCCAUGACGCUGGGAGAGUGUAGGGAUUUAGCCACUUCAACAACUAACAAUACAACUACACCAGUGAGUGUGUCAGCAAAUGAUGUGAACUCGACCAUAAGGCAGUUCUUUUGCCCUAAUAAAACCUACAAUGACAUGGCAACUCUGUUCUUCAACCCUCAAGAAACUGCCAUUCAUCAGCUCUUCCACCAAGACGCCACAUUUAGUCCGGUCACCCUGUCGCUCUUCUUUGUGCUGUACUUUUUGCUGAGUUGUUGGACCUACGGUGUCUCUGUGCCCAGUGGCCUCUUUGUCCCUUCAUUGCUCUGUGGAGCGUCACUCGGACGUCUAGUAGCCAACGUCCUCAAAAUCAAUCUGGGCCUGCAGAUAUAUUCGGGGACUUUCGCUUUGAUCGGAGCAGCCGCCUUUCUUGGAGGUGUGGUCCGGAUGACCAUCAGCCUGACCGUCAUCCUCAUAGAAUCUACCAAUGAGAUCACAUACGGGCUUCCCAUCAUGAUCACACUAAUGGUGGCAAAAUGGACAGGAGAUUUGUUUAAUAAAGGCAUUUAUGACAUUCACAUUCAUUUAAGAGGUGUGCCGUUGCUGGAAUGGGAGACCGAAGUAGAAAUGGACAAACUGACUGCCAGUGACAUCAUGGAGCCCAAUCUAACGUAUGUGUACCCUCACACACGUAUUCAGUCCCUGGUCAGCAUUUUAAGAACCACCGUGUAUCAUGCCUUCCCUGUGGUCACUGAGAAUCGUGAAAAUGAGAAAGAGUUCAUGAAGGGGAAUAUCCUUGUCAGCAACAACAUCAGAUUCAAGACAGCGAGUGUUUUGACACGGGCCGCUGAGCAAAGACGGAGGUGCCAGUCGAUGAAGUCGUACCCCUCCAGCGAGCUACGUAACGUGUGCGAUGAGCAGGCGGGGGUGGAGCUAGCUGAGGAGGGUCAAGACAUCCUGCAGCAGAUGUUAGACAGAAGACACGCGCCCUACCCGAGUCUGUACCCGGACCAGUCCCCCAGUGAGGAGUGGAGCAUGGAGGAGAGGUUCCGCCCACUCACCUUCCAUGGGUUGAUCCUGCGCUCACAGCUCGUCAACCUGCUCAUCCGAGGAGUGUGUUACACCGAGAACCAAUCAAGUGCAUCUCAGCCACGACUCUCAUUCGCAGAAAUGACGGAGGAUUACCCACGCUACCCCGACAUUCAUGAUCUGGACCUUGCACUCCUCAACCCACGCAUGAUAGUGGAUGUGACUCCUUACAUGAACCCGAGUCCAUACACGGUCUCUCCGAACACACACGUCUCACAGGUGUUUAACCUGUUCAGGACCAUGGGACUUCGGCAUCUACCGGUAGUCAACGCAGUAGGAGAGAUCGUAGGAAUCAUCACCAGACAUAAUUUGACGCACGAGUUCCUAAUGGCCAAACUCCGACAGCAUUACAUAACCAUCCAGUGAGUCCACAUCUCAGCCCACGCUGAUCUCACAAUGGACCAGAAUGCAGCCCGGUCUUAUUGCUACACUCCCGGUCAUCACAACAAAGUUACUUUUUCCAUAUUAGCUAUAAUCUAAACACAGCCAUAUGGAUUCUGACUCAUAUGCACAUUUACAUACAGAAAUGUAUCAUACUAACUGGAAACAUGGAACAAAACUCUACUUGGGUGAAUGAACAGUACCUUUGCGUUUCUUUAUCAAGCUCACUGAAGCACUUUGAUUUGAGUUUGUGUUUUUGUUUGUCAGACUUGUAUUUAUGUGAAUAUGCUUGCACUAAUCGACUCAUUUCAGGAAGAAUGUUUCAAGCAGCCAGUAGGAAAUAUUGCAAUAUCACAAACAAUAUGACAUCAGAACCUACAGUAUUCUUAUAGAUACUUAGAGACUUAUUUUUUAUGCAUUUUUAGCGCGUCCAGUUUUUACCCAAUUGCGUCAUGCUUUCUCUCCACUGGAGCUGACUCUUGCCCCGAUUGAGGAGAGCGAGACUGACACACGCCCACUCCAACACGUGGGCAGCAGCCGUGGCGAGUGCAAUACGGAUCAGCACUGUGUAUGGAGAGACACACCCUAGUCCCUAUCUGGCUUUUUUUUUUUUUUUGUUAUGCAUUUUCUUCCCUUUUUCUCCCUUUUAGUGCGUCCAAUUGCACGAUUGCGUCAUGCUUCCUCUCCACCAAUGCCGAUCCCUGCUCUGAUUGAGGAGAAUGAAGCUAACCCACGCCCCCUCCGACUUUUGGGCAGCAGCCGUAUGCAUCUUGCGUCACCAACACUUUGACGAGUGCAAUACGGGUCAGCACUGUGUACGGAGAGACACACCCUGACAGCACUGACACUCUUUUCUCGUCUCUGUGCAGGCGCCACCAAUCAGCCAGCAGAGGUCGUAAUUGCAUUAGUUAUGAGAGACUCCCUAUCCGGCUUUAAUAUCCCACCCAUAUCUGAACAACAGGCCAAUCGUCGCUCACUCGGCUGCUCAGCCCAGCCAGCAGGCAGAGCUGAAACUCGAUACGAUGUAUUCGAGAUCCCAGCUCUGGUGUUCCAGCGUGUGUUUUUACCGCUGCGCCACCUGAGCGGCCAAGACAUCAGAUUUUAGUGGGACAUUCAGCCUCUAACAUCCAGGUACUAGACAGGCCAGUAGUGCAUAAUGUGAGAAUACUGCCUAGUUUGGCAUUUGAGACACAGACAAAGCGUCAAAGUCCAGAAAAGAACUGAAGUUUGUCCAUCGUUGUUUGUCCAUCGUGUUGGGUCCUUACUAGAACAACUGCACAUUUAGCUGCCACUAAAUGAAAAUGUUAUGGGGAGAAGAAACCUUCUCAGGGCGUGUUUGCAGUUAUGGACUGAUGAAACCACUACAAAGUAACCAGUUUAUUAAUGACAUUUCCGAUACUGUGAUCUGAUAUUCUAUCAUGUAGUCAGAUGAUGAUUAUUUGCAGUAAUGUGUGAUUAUGUACAUAUUAGAAUGAAGCUACAUUCACAAUAGCACAUGUACGUUAAGCAUUCCCUGAUUUUUGUUUACAUUGUUUUAUUUAAGAUUAAGCUUCAGUGAGAUUUACACUACCUGUCAGUGAUGUUAAACACAAACUAAUGGUUUUUCUUUUGUUUGGAAAUGCUUUAAAUGGAUUAAAUCAGUAUUAUAUUUUGACAUUGUAAAUGAACCUGUUACUAAAAGAUUUGUUUUGUUUUGUUUGUUUUUAAUACAUACUUUUAAAAGACUACAUUGAUUUUUAUUGUUAGUAUUCUGUGAAUGAAGAUCAUGUGCAUUAAGUACACUCCGAAACUUGCCUUCAAUUCCUUUGCUACCAGAUUGCUGUCAAUUCUAUGGCUAACAUUUGUGUUUGAAUCGCAGAUGUAUGAAAAUUAGGGCUGUCACGCGAUAAAAAAUUUGAAUCAAGAUUAAUCGUGAUUAAAGAAUCAAAUUAAUCGCAAUUAAUCGUGUGCAGAAAUAACAGAACAAUU
Trichomycterus rosablanca is the source of this 4590-nucleotide messenger RNA. It is a transcript of the gene clcn6, whose product is annotated as chloride channel 6. The record is from RefSeq and is a predicted model, not a curated record. Gene Ontology annotation, cellular component: lysosomal membrane; intracellular membrane-bounded organelle. Gene Ontology annotation, biological process: transmembrane transport; chloride transport. Gene Ontology annotation, molecular function: voltage-gated chloride channel activity. Lineage: Eukaryota; Metazoa; Chordata; Actinopteri; Siluriformes; Trichomycteridae. Bases 1 to 2607 code for a protein of 868 amino acids. The transcript is spliced from 23 exons.